UUUUUAUUUUUGUUAAAUUUCCAAUUCAUCACAUCAAUUAGAUAGAUAGAAAAAGAUUCGAAUUUUCGAAUGUUUAUAUAGAGAAUAUGUCAUAUGUGGAACAUGUUCCAUCAAUUUAUGGAUAUUUUGAUGAUAAUUGACCUUGGUCCAUUGUGAUUAAUUCGCACAAUUCUCAAUUAAUUUAUCAUAUUAUCGAAUUUUAAUUGAUCAUCAAUAUUAUUUAUGGGCUUCGUUUGGUGACAUUUGGAAAAAAGGGGGAUAAUAUAAUAAUAUAAACACCACAUUAAUACUCCUGUCAUUAAGACUUCGAUGACAACGACGAUAUUUUAGACUGAAAUUUCAAAGUGAAAAUCUAUAAUUAUCAUCGCAACAACGACCACGGUCACAUAUACAAUAUAACAAUAAUUAAUAGCUUUUUUGGUUUUCUUUUUUCUCGUCAUUACUUUCCAAUUGAAACUCAUAAGAAAAACGAAAAAAAAUGAUGUUUUCACGUUUUAAAUUUAUUCUGGUUCCAUUGCCAAAACUACAACGAUACCGUUUUGGUGUUGAAUUUCGUUAUCAAACAUUCAUGCGAUUAAUACAUUUUAUACAAUUGGCCAUAUUGAUGGCCAUAUUUUUAUGGUCGAUCAAAAUAAUUUUAAUAAAUUUUGUGUUUACGAUAAAUGAACAAGAACAUUUUGUCAUCGAUUCAGAUAAUAAUAAUGAGAAUUAUGAUGAUGCCGAAGAAUCCAAUAUCGAUCAAAUCGAUGUUCGUUCUUUGGGACAACGUGUCGAAUUACCUAUUCCGGAUGAAGAGCUAACUACUACUACUACCACUACUAUUUCGACUUCAUUGACAACUUUGACUUCGUUUCCGAUGGAAUCUUAUUCAAAUCCAACUUUGCCAUCAUCGACAUCGACAACAGAAUCAUCGAUUAUUAUUUCCGUUGAAGAUCGAAAUGAAAAUUCAAUUCCAUCGACUGAUGUUGAGCAGCAGUCAUCGACAGUAGCAAGUACAACUGAAGAAUCGAAUACUCCAUCAUUUGAUGUUGAUAAUCUAACGCCUGAUUAUUCCACUACUGAAUCAUCAUCAUUACCACCAGUGGAUAGAACAGAUUCAUCAGUUGAUUUUGAAAUUCCAAUGACAACAUUGCCAAGUACAAUCUCUACUGUCAUGGAAGAAUCAUGGACUUUGAUGCCAUCUACGACGGUUGAUCAGGAAUCCGUAAUGACAAUAACAGAGAAUGUACCUGGACCAUCAUCAUCAUCAACACCUGAACCGAUUAAUGAUUCUACGACUACGAUGAUCGAUGAUCAAAUGACAACCAUGAGUGAUGCUGGUAUUUCCAGUUCUGAAUCUACUAUGGAUACUACCGAGCUAUCAAGUUCAUCAACUUCAUCGAUUUCGACCGAUAUCUCAAUCACCUCAUCUGAUGAUAAAUCAUCAUCGACUGAAGAUGAACAAGAAUCAACUACGAUGAAUGUUUUUGAUAUAACUACUACUCAAACCAUAGAACGGACAGCGACUUCGGAAAUCUCGACAUUAUCUCCCGAAUCAAUGACCACGGUCAAUUCAAUAGAUGAAACUACAGAACUACAAGCUCCGAUUACUACAACUGAAAAUUCAUUGAUCACAGAUUUUAACUUGAUGACCACGACACCUUUCCCAAUGCAAACGACAACAGAAUUACGCAUGGAUACGGAAAUGCCACCAUAUUCGACUGUAACGACGACGGCGACACCGGUCGAUGAAGUCACAACUCUCAUAACGACUACUUCGGGAAUGGAUGGAACAACAAAUUACGAACAACCAGCAACAGCAUUUUCUACUCAAUCACCAGCAUCAACGACAUCAAUGUCAAAAGAUGUGGAACCAAAAACAGAGAUAAACAGUCUUGAUAUUGAUCGACAAAUGCCUCCAUCAUUUGAUCAGAAUAAUGGUGUCGAUUCUUCGACUGUAAUUGCACCGGAAGAUGAAAUGUCAAUAACUGAGACGGUGACAACUAUGGCUAAUGAAGAAGUGGAUCAAGAGUUUAUUACCGAUCAAGCCAUUUCUUCACAUACCAUCGAUAUGGGAAUGACCACUCGGUUAAUGGAAGAACCGGAUGUAACAUCACCGUUGGAACCUAUUUCAUCGACCACAACUACGACACAAUCGAUUCUUACAGAACUAGCGACAGAUUCGAUUCCUACAACAACUGAAAUAUCUGUAAUCGAAGGUGACAAUGAAUCAAGAGCUAAUGAACAACCUACAACUAAUAAGGUCGAAAUAAUUACAAUAUCGACAACAACAACAGAAGCUCCAGUCAUAAUGGAAACAGAAGAGCCAACAACUACUUUAUCGACAACUAUGGUAUCACCAUCAGUAGAAGAACGAGUACCGAUGACAACAGUUUCACCUGUUGCCAAAACUGACCAAUCAUCAUCAUCGGCUUCAACCGUCUCAGAUUGGGAUCAAUCCACAACGACGGCUACAAAAACAACAACAAUGAUGCCAACGAUUUCCACCAAAACGAUGACGACAAUUGGUCCGUCCAAAACGAUACCUUCGCGUAAUCCAACACAAUCAAAUGGUCGACCAUCGAACAUACCGUUUUGGAUGCAUUUCUGGCCAUCCAAUAAUGAAGGUUGGAAUACACAAAUAAAACCUUGUGAUCGGUGGUCACAUUCAUUCGAUAUGGAUAAUGAUGAACAACGUAUCGAAUCACAAUGGUCACAAUUAUUACCACAACAUAUACAUACAUUAUGGCAACGAAUGUUUCGUUUAAAUCAUUAUCGUUGUCAAAUUUCGAAUGAACGACGAAAUAUUCAACAUGGAUUAUUAUUAGCACUCGAACAAUAUCGUGAUCGUAUAUCGAAAGAGAUAAUAACAUUAUCAGAAAUAUUACGACCAAUGGAACAGCCACAUCAACAUAGUCGAUUAUUUCAAAGGCCACGUUCAAAAACACAAGAAGAAUUGAUACGAUUAAAUCGUUUAUUGCAAUUGACAUCGAAUUUUCUGAAACAAUUGAAUCGGUUCAAUCAUUAUGAAUGGAUUACGAAUUGAUUACAAAUCGAUCAUCAAACCAAAAAAUAACCUAACCUUGAUUUGAUUUCAUCAUCAAUGAUGAUGAUGAUGAUGAU
Molecule: messenger RNA, 3102 nt
Organism: Dermatophagoides farinae (American house dust mite)
Lineage: Eukaryota; Metazoa; Arthropoda; Arachnida; Sarcoptiformes; Pyroglyphidae
Source: RefSeq, a predicted model, not a curated record